Trichoderma aggressivum f. europaeum is the source of this 354-nucleotide messenger RNA. RefSeq lists its product as uncharacterized. The coding region runs from base 1 to 354 and encodes 117 amino acids. The transcript has 2 exons. Lineage: Eukaryota; Fungi; Ascomycota; Sordariomycetes; Hypocreales; Hypocreaceae. The record is from RefSeq and is a predicted model, not a curated record.
AUGAGUGAAAUCAAUCCAAACAAUAAGAAGUUCUACAUUGCCAUCGCUUUUGGCAUCUUUGCACUCUUUCUCCUCCUCGUUGUUCCCUGCAUCGUGGCAAUGCUCGUCGCUCGCUAUCGCGAGAAACGCCAGGAACGUCGUGAUGCCCUCGCCCGCGAGCUGGAGGAAGGCCAAGGCGAUGACGCCGCCCUUCCUGUCCCUGAGGAUCCCAUCCUCGGCUAUCGCGUCGACGAGGAGGACCUCCCCGAGGCCUCUGAACAGCUCCAGAGCAAGCAAGACGACGCCGUCGCAGAGGCUCAGGGCUCUCAAGAGUCCGUCGACUCCAAGAAGAAAAGAUUCGACCUCGACGAAUGA